UAUUAUUGCAGGCAAACGUUUGUGUAUAAUGAAACUUGCCAGUGCUGUAGAAUUAUUUCUAUCGAUUGCAAGUGUCGUGCUUGAGCGACGGGAAGAUCUUCUCAAAAGCGGUGAAAAUGUAUCCCUGCAAGAAUUGUUUUUGGACGGCACUACUGAAAGAUCUCAUCGUCAAGGAAGAAUCGUCGUGGUGCCUCCGAUGUUCACACAAAAUCUCUGCGUUUUCGGAUUGAUCUUUGGUGUGCCGUUGUCGUUUCUGAUUCCGGUGGUGAGAAUUCAAACUUCUCCAGACGACGAGGAGGACUCGGAAGAGGACGAAGAUUCACGCAGACGACAAGAUGUCGAUGUUGAUGAUGAUGAGAGAGACAUCGUUCCUCCAAUUAAACAACAAAUCUUUCAGGAAGAUGAAUCUAAUGAUCCAGGUGUCGCUCCUUUUGCGUUGGCGAACAUCUCGGCACCCAGGAGUUUCGGUGACUCGUCUGCUGAACUAGUCGAGGAAUACGAUUUGGAUUUAAUGCAUGAGGACAACCUCGUAACUUUAAACAACUACUUUGACUACAUGGAGGUAAAAACAGAGGUCUGUAAACGGCGGAUGAUUUGCGAACUUGCGGCUUCACCUGACUCAUUUUACCCAGUCAGCGAUAUCAUGCUACGAAAAAUUCGCCCGAAAGCAACUUUGGAAACAUCCGAAAAUGCCAGGAAACGCAGCAUAUUCAAUAAGUUUCUCGAAGCUUCGAAAAUUGGGUUCAACGGCGAUUCCAGCCUGUGCCAAAGUCGAUUCAGUAGGUGCAAAAAUGGCUUAGGGGAAAUCAUCGACGCGAAUAUGCUUCGA
Messenger RNA from Notodromas monacha, 829 nucleotides. The record is from the annotation of a GenBank genome assembly. NCBI's taxonomy places the organism in Eukaryota, Metazoa, Arthropoda, Ostracoda, Podocopida, Cyprididae.